AUGGUAUUGAAGUUUUCAGAAUAUUCUACUAAUUCAUCUAAUAAAACAUUACUAGUAGAUGAUCUUGAUUUACCUGCUGUUGUAGAUAUUUUUUCACAAUAUGAAGAACUUGAAGCUAAUGAUGAUAUUAAUAAAGAAGUUCAAUGUGAUUUACUUAAUGAGGAUAAUGUUCUUCGUCACAUUGAUCCAACAAGAUUAUCAUACAAUGAAAGAUUAUCCUGGCAUUUAAAUGAAUUUUGUAAUAAAACAUCUAGUCAUGGUAUUCCAAUGUUAUCAAUGGCACCAAAUUAUUACUACAAAAUUACAUGGAUUGUUUUAUUGAUUUGUUGUCUUUGUAUGUUUAUUUAUCAUGCUAUAGAUGUUGUGGCAAAAUAUCAAAAAAAUGCUAAAAUUACUGAUAUUCAGUUACAAUUUGAUACAGCACCAUUUCCAGCAAUAACAAUUUGUAAUUUAAAUCCAUACAAAGAUAGUACAAUAAGAGAUGUUGAUGCUAUAAAAAAAAUUUUAAGAAUAUAUAGUGAUGUAAUGAUAAAAGCAGGAGAAAAAAAUAGAUUAGAAGAAGCAAUAAGAUUAGAAACAAAAUUAACACCAAAAUUAGAAAGAAAAAAACGUGAUGAAGAUAUUGAAUUUGAAAUUACAUAUUCUGAUUGUAUAUGUACAGUAUCUCCAGAUGAUGGUAAAAAAGAAGAAUGUACAGAAAAUUCUAGAAAUACACCAGAUUUUACAAAAGAUUAUUGUAUGUGUGCAUUUGAUAGAGCUUCAGGUGAUGCAUGGCCAUGUCAUAAGAAAGAAUUAUGGAAUAAAUAUGAAUGUGCUACAUGUGAUAAACAAAAAGUUUGUAAACUUAAUAGUCCAGAUGGAUCACCAAGUUUAAAAAUUCCAUGUUAUUGUUACACAGGUGAAGAAUCUUUUUGCGUUGAAUAUAAACCAUCAGAAGAAAUUUUAAAAUUAUGGGAAUAUUAUGGUACAAAAGUUAAAGAUGAAAGUGAUAUGUUAGAAGCAUUAGGUUUUACAGAUAUGAGUGAUGAAGUUGCAAUUGUAACAAAAGCUAAAGAAAAUAUUAUAUUUGCUAUGAGUGAAUUAAGUGAAGCUGUUAGAAGAUCAUUAUCAAUUCAAAAACAUCAAUUAAUACAAAAAUGUUCUUUUAAUGGUGCUGCAUGUGAUAUUGAUAAUGAUUUCAAAAUUGUUACAGAUCCUACAUUUGGUAAUUGUUUUACUUUUAAUCAUAAUAAAAGUGAUAUUAAAUCAAGUAUAAGAGCAGGACCAACAUAUGGAUUAAGAAUGCUUGUUUAUGUUAAUGCAUCAGAUUACCUUCCAACAACUGAAGCAGUUGGUGUAAGAGUUACAAUUCAUGAUAAAGAUGAAUAUCCUUUUCCUGAUACUUUUGGAUAUAAUGCUCCAACAGGAUAUAUAAGUUCAUUUGGUAUGAAAUUACAAAAAAUGAAUAGACUACCAAGUCCAUUUGGAAAUUGUAUUCCAAGAGGAGCUAAUUUGACUUAUAUUUACAAAGAUUAUCGUUACUCUACAGAAGGAUGUUAUAGAACUUGUUUUCAAAGUAUGGUUGAACAGGAUUGUGGUUGUGGUGAUCCACGAUUUCCUGUAUUAAAUGGUACACAUUGUCAGGCAUUUAAUCCAAAAUCAAGAAAAUGUUUAGAACAAAAAACAAAUCAAUUAGGUGAUAUUCAUGGUACAUUUAAAUGUAGUGAUUGUCAUCAACCAUGUGAACAAUCUGUCUAUACAGUUUCAUACUCAGCAGCCAUAUGGCCAAGUGAAUCAUUAAAUAUUACUUUAGGUUCAUGUGCUGAUAAACCAGAAAAAUGUAAUGAAUAUUAUAAAGAAAAUGGAGCAAUGAUAGAAAUGUUUUAUGAAGCAUUAAAUUUUGAAGUGUUUACAGAAUCGGAAGCAUAUGGUAUUGUUAAAAUGAUGGCAGAUUUUGGAGGACAGCUGGGUUUAUGGUCCGGAUUUUAG
Molecule: messenger RNA, 1968 nt
Organism: Strongyloides ratti
Lineage: Eukaryota; Metazoa; Nematoda; Chromadorea; Rhabditida; Strongyloididae
Product: Na+ channel, amiloride-sensitive family and Degenerin family-containing protein
Exons: 4
Coding region: 1-1968 (655 amino acids)
Biological process (GO): sodium ion transmembrane transport
Cellular component (GO): membrane
Molecular function (GO): ligand-gated sodium channel activity
Source: RefSeq, a predicted model, not a curated record